Glycine soja is the source of this 1743-nucleotide messenger RNA. RefSeq names its product aspartyl protease family protein 2-like. Gene Ontology annotation, biological process: proteolysis. Bases 52 to 1473 code for a protein of 473 amino acids. Gene Ontology annotation, molecular function: aspartic-type endopeptidase activity. The record is from RefSeq and is a predicted model, not a curated record. Lineage: Eukaryota; Viridiplantae; Streptophyta; Magnoliopsida; Fabales; Fabaceae. The transcript has a single exon.
UGUCACCUUCCAAGAACUCUUAUCCCAUUCCCAUUUUUCCUUCCCUCCAAAAUGAAAGAGAAACUAAAGUACCCCUGUCUCUCUUCCUUGUUAACCCUCUUCCUCUGCAUCUCCGCCACUUCCACUAACCCACACAACUCCCAAACCCAAACCCUUCUCCUCCAUACCCUCCCUGACCCACCCACACUCUCAUGGCCCGAAUCCGCCACCGCAGAACCCGACCCGGAACCCACCACAUCCCUCUCCCUUCACCACAUAGACGCACUCUCCUUCAACAAAACCCCUUCCCAACUCUUCCACCUGAGACUCGAACGCGAUGCCGCAAGGGUCAAAACCCUCACCCACUUAGCCGCAGCCACAAACAAAACCCGACCCGCCAACCCCGGGUCGGGUUUCAGCAGCUCCGUGGUAUCGGGUCUCUCCCAAGGCAGCGGCGAGUACUUUACGCGCCUGGGCGUGGGAACUCCUCCGAAGUACCUCUACAUGGUCCUCGACACCGGAAGCGACGUCGUUUGGCUCCAAUGCAAGCCCUGCACCAAAUGCUACUCCCAAACCGACCAAAUCUUCGACCCAUCAAAAUCCAAAUCCUUCGCCGGAAUCCCCUGCUACUCCCCUCUCUGCCGCCGCCUCGACUCCCCCGGCUGCAGCCUAAAAAACAACCUUUGCCAGUACCAGGUUUCUUACGGUGACGGCUCCUUCACAUUCGGAGAUUUCUCAACGGAAACUCUCACGUUCCGACGCGCUGCAGUCCCGCGCGUGGCCAUCGGCUGCGGCCACGACAACGAGGGACUCUUCGUGGGCGCCGCAGGUUUAUUGGGCCUCGGUCGCGGCGGCUUGUCUUUUCCUACCCAGACCGGAACCCGGUUCAAUAACAAAUUCUCUUAUUGCCUAACCGACCGAACCGCUUCCGCUAAACCGUCUUCCAUUGUGUUCGGUGACUCCGCUGUUUCUCGAACCGCCCGGUUCACUCCUUUAGUUAAAAACCCUAAGCUUGAUACAUUUUAUUAUGUUGAGCUUCUUGGGAUCAGCGUUGGCGGCGCGCCGGUUCGGGGAAUUUCGGCUUCGUUCUUUCGGCUCGACUCUACCGGGAACGGUGGGGUGAUUAUUGACUCGGGGACUUCCGUCACGCGCCUCACGCGCCCUGCUUACGUGUCAUUAAGAGACGCUUUUCGGGUCGGGGCUUCGCAUUUGAAGCGCGCGCCUGAGUUCUCGCUUUUUGACACGUGCUAUGAUCUUUCGGGGCUGUCGGAGGUUAAGGUUCCGACCGUGGUUCUGCAUUUUCGGGGCGCUGACGUGUCGUUGCCGGCGGCGAAUUAUCUCGUUCCGGUGGAUAAUAGCGGGAGCUUUUGCUUUGCGUUCGCCGGAACGAUGAGUGGGUUGUCUAUUAUCGGGAACAUUCAGCAGCAAGGGUUUCGGGUCGUGUUUGACUUGGCGGGUUCUCGGGUCGGGUUUGCCCCAAGAGGAUGCGCGUGAUUGAAAAAAUGUUUAACACAUCUUUUUUCCUUUCCCCUUAUUUUAAUUAUUCCUUUUUUUUUUAAUUUAUGUAUCUUACUCUUGAUGUUUUUAUCGUAUUAUCUAGUGAAAUGCUACUUACAAGUUACUAGUGGUACAGUAAGAAAUAGUUAGCUCGUUAAAAUGCUACAAAUUUCUAUGUACUGAUGUUAUUUUUAUAUAUGUACUCUAAAAUUGCUAUUUAAAAUGGAGGGAUUAAUGAGAAAACAUUGUUGUUUGAGUAAAUAUCAA